Symbiodinium natans is the source of this 492-nucleotide messenger RNA. The record is from the annotation of a GenBank genome assembly. Lineage: Eukaryota; Dinophyceae; Suessiales; Symbiodiniaceae.
AUGAAAGUGGUCAAAGCCGUGAGUGAGCCCAAGCUGGGGCUUGGCCGCCGAAAGCGCGCCACGCGACAGGACGUGCCUGUGCCCGAGGGUGUUCCAGGGUGCUAUGGCGACUUCUGCCGAGCAGACUUCCGCUUCCCGAACAGCUUAAAGGACAUCGAGCUGCUGGACGAUGCCUGGACAAGGCAAGGAAGGGAGCUCUGCAACAAGACGGUGUCGCUGUCAUCGGGCGUUACUUUGGGCACCGUGCUGGAGCCAGAGGAGCUGGUGGCUUGCUUGGACGAGAACGAGCAGAAGCCGCUGCCGCUGGCCCGCCGCAGAACAGACCCACUUCCCGGGUGUGUCUGCUUCUCCUUGAUCAUGGAAGCUCGUAGCCAUCCGUCCCUCUGCGGAUGGCUUGAAGCCCUCAGCUGGCGCCUGGACCCGGAGGAUGCCAUCAUGGUGACCAACGCAGCGGCAAAGCUGCACACAGCGCCGGUCUCAGCCCCCUCCUAA